Paramecium tetraurelia is the source of this 870-nucleotide messenger RNA. RefSeq lists its product as uncharacterized. The record is from RefSeq and is a predicted model, not a curated record. NCBI's taxonomy places the organism in Eukaryota, Ciliophora, Oligohymenophorea, Peniculida, Parameciidae. The transcript is spliced from 2 exons.
AUGAGGAUUUUAAUCACCAAUAGCCAAGAUAAGAAAAGUAAAUAAUACCCAAGGCUAAUUGCUAAAGACAGUUCAGAAAAUCAAUAAGUAAAGUUCCAAAAAAUUGAAUUUUACAAUAAAUUACCGAAACAAGUCAAAUCUAGUGUUGUCCUGAAAAGCUUAUAUAAAUCUAACAAUACAAUUCAUAGUUUCCAUUUAAUCGAGAUUGAGGAUGAUUUGCCAAGACAAAGAAGAAAAAGCGACAACGAAGGGUUGAUUUCAUAAAAGAUUUUGAAUAUCGACAUUAAAUACCCCAGAACUGUGAUAUAAUAGCAUCAAUUUUUAUAUAGAGUCAAAGACCUUAGGAGAAGAGCAAUAAGGGGUAGAAUGAAAACUAAAUUUGAGAAAUCGGUCAUGAAGAUAGAUACACCAUCUGCAAGCAAAUUUAAUCCCUUAAAUCACAAUAACUCGAAUAAGGAUUCUCAUUUUGCGAGCAUGUAGGAUAUCAAAGUACUCAGGACUUUUACCAAGGAUCGCACUUACUACUAACGACCAUUGGUAUUAAAAGAUUCGGAUUUGAUAUCGGAUUCUCCAAGUGAACCUAGUAUUUAAUUACAAUAAACCAGAAAACAUAUUAUAUUUACUCCAAAAUAAAAGCAGUAUGUUCUGCUCUAAUUAAACAAAUACAAACACAAACCUUUCGAACAAAUUAAGCGAGAUUCUAUUAUCAAAUUUCUUUCAGAAACGAAGGAAACUCAAAAUCAUACUGUUCCUUAAAUAACUCCUUUAAUUUAGCAUAGGCUGCAACCUUAUUUUUCUACUCAUAAGAAAGUCAAUCUAAAAAAAUCUAGUUACCUUUCUUCUUUUUAAAGAGUAAAAACAAUAAUAUGA